Molecule: messenger RNA, 651 nt
Organism: Triticum dicoccoides
Lineage: Eukaryota; Viridiplantae; Streptophyta; Magnoliopsida; Poales; Poaceae
Exons: 3
Coding region: 22-651 (209 amino acids)
Molecular function (GO): polysaccharide binding
Source: RefSeq, a predicted model, not a curated record
AGAGGUAGCAAGUAGAGCACCAUGGCCACGCCCAGCUCACAUUUCCAUCCCCAGCUGCUGCUGCUGCCGCCGCCGCCACUGGUAAUCCAAGUUCUCAUCCUUGUGGCCGCGGCUGAAGCUCAAGUAAGUUGCCGCCACAAGUGCGGCGACAUUGACAUCCCCUUCCCAUUCAGCAUCGGCCCUGGCUGCUUACGUGAUGGCUUCGAGGUCUUGUGCGACGACUCCUAUGAUCCCCCUCGCACCUUCCUUCCUGGCAUGCCCGCCAUGCCCAGCAACAAGACACUACUCGAGAAGCUUGUCUGGGGUUCAUGUCAGGCAGAAGGACAGCCUCCACCUCAGGACUAUGCCUGCAUCAGCGGCAACAGGUCCUGUUCCAAUGCAACCCUUACUUGUAGCUAUGUCUGCAAGUGCUGGGCCAUUAAGUUGACAACCCUUAUGUCCCUAAUAAUGGAUGCCAAGAUAUUGAUGAGUGCAAGCAACCUGAAUUGUAUCCUUGCUCAAAUGGCGGGAUCUGCAAAAACAAGGUGGGAGGCUAUGAAUGUCAAUGCAAAUUCGGAAAGAAAGGGGACGGCAAAGGGCGAAGCUGCAGACAUGUGUUCACUCCCCAAGCAGAGGGGGCUGUCGGUAAAUGGUUCCAGCAUCUGCAUCUGA